UCCAAUUAAACACGCCCAAAAACACGACCUUCAGGUGCCAAAAGAGGGUUUUAGAAAAACAAAACCAACAGUCUUUUGAGUUCCAAACGUUGUUUUUUUUCUUUCUCUAAUGGCCUUGUCUAGAAUCGCUCUUCUUCACCAUCGAUUCUCCAGACGACCAUUCACCACGAAGCAAGUAGACAACACCAGAUUCCUCCCUCCCAAUCAAUCCAACCUCGCCCAAACCCUGAUCACAAUCUUCACAAGACAACCUUUCACACCAAACGACCCCGAGCUGCUUCGUCUCGCUCCCGAGCUCAACACCAAAGUAGUCGAAACCGUUUUGAACGGGUUCAAAAGAUGGGCCUUGGCUUACCUCUUCUUCAACUGGGCUUCAAAACAGAGAGGGUACAGGAACGACAUCUACGCUUACAACGCCAUGGCUUCUAUCCUAUCAGGUGCUCGACAAAAUGCCUCGCUGAAAGAUUUAGUUGGAGAUGUUCUCAACUCUCGAUGUUCGAUGUCUCCCGGGGGGUUAGGGUUUCUCGUGAGGUGUUUGGGUGAUGCUGGCCUUGUGGAAGAAGCGAGUUUCGUUUUUGAUCGAGCUAGAGAGAUGGGUCUUUGCGUUCCCAAUGCUUAUACUUAUAACUGUCUACUAGAAGCGGUUUCUAAGUCGGGUUCUGUUGGUUUGGUUGAGAGGAGGCUUGAGGAGAUGAGGCGUUGCGGGUUUGUGUUCGAUAAGUUUACUCUCACGCCGGUUUUGCAGGCUUACUGCAGCGCUGGUGAGUCUGAGAGAGCGUUGAGUGUUUUCGACGAGAUGCUUGGUAGAGGGUGGCUUGAUGAGCACGUUUCGACGGUUUUGGUUGUGUCGUUUUGUAAGUGGGGUGAGGUGGAUAAGGCGUUUGAGUUGGUUGAGAUGCUGGAGGAACGGGAGAAGAUUAGGUUGAAUUAUAAGACGUGCUGUGUUUUGAUUCAUGGGUUUGUAAAGGAGUCUCGGGUUGAUAAAGCAGUUCAGUUGUUUGAGAAAAUGCGUGGGAUGGGUAUGAACGGUGAUAUUGCAGUUUAUGAUGUGUUGAUAGGAGGAGUUUGCAAGGAUAAAGAUUGUGAGAUGGCUUUGAGAUUGUAUUUGGAGAUGAAGAGGUCGGGGGUUUUACCUGAUAGAGGGAUAUUUGGGAAACUAAUACGUUCCUUUUCUGAAGAAAGUGAAUUGAUUAGGAUAACAGAAGUGAUUAUUGGAGAUAUAGACACAAAAUCCGUGAUGCUUCUUUACAAAACUUUGUUGGAGGGGUUUAUUCGGAAUGGUUUGGUGCAUGAUGCUUACAGUUUUAUUCAGAAGCUCAUGGGAAAUGAUGAGUUUGACGAUGGUGAGUCUGAGAUUAUACAGCUUCUAAAGGAUCACAACAAAGCAAUUCUACCAGAAAUGGAUUCUCUUAGCAGUGUGAUUGACUGCUUGGUCAAAGCGGAUGAGGUGGAUAAGGCAGUGAGCUUGUUACAUAAAAUUGUUCAGAAUGGACUUAGUCCAAGUCUUAUGAUGUACAACAACAUAAUUGAGGGGAUGUGUAAAGAAGGAAGGUCAGAAGAAAGCUUGAAACUCUUGGGAGAAAUGAAGGAAUCAGGAGUGGAACCGAGUCAAUUCACACUUAAUUGUAUUUAUGGUUGCUUGGCUGCACAGUGCGAUGUUGCAGGAGCACUAGACCUGCUGAAAAAUAUGCGUUUCUAUGGAUUUGAGCCAUGGAUAAAGCACUCGACCUUCCUUGUCAAAAAGCUCUGUGAGAAUGGGAGGGCCGUUGAUGCUUGCAAGUACCUUGAUGAUGUGACUGGAGAAGGUUUCUCUGGUCACAUGGUUGCCUAUACUGCUGCAAUUGAUGGUCUCAUAAAAAACGAGGGAGUGGAUAAAGGCUUAGAGUUGUUCCGAGACAUAUGUGCCAGUGGUCAUUCCCCUGACGUGAUUGCAUACCAUGUAUUGAUAAAAGCUCUAUGUAAAGCAUGUCGAACUACUGAAGCUGAAAACCUGUUUAACGAAAUGGUAUCAAAAGGAGUAAAACCUUCCGUUGCUACUUAUAACAGUAUGAUAGAUGGAUGGUGCAAGGAAGGUGAGAUUGAUCGUGCCGUGUCCUGUAUUACGAGGAUGUAUGAGGAUGAGAAAGACCCUGAUGUUAUUACUUACACUAGCUUAAUCCAUGGGCUGUGCGCUAGUGGAAGGCCUAGUGAAGCAAUCUCUCGUUGGAACGAAAUGAAGGGCAAAGAUUGCUGUCCGAAUGUAAUUACUUUCAUGGCACUUAUUCAGGGUCUUUGCAAGUGUGGCUGGACGAGUGAAUCUUUGGUUUAUUUUCGUGAGAUGGAAGAAAAGGAAAUGGAACCUGAUUCAGCUGUUUAUGUAUCUCUCAUAAGCUCUUUCCUGUCAAGUGGAAACAUCAGUGCCGGGUUUGGGAUAUUCAGAGAAAUGGUUGAUAAAGGAAGGUUUCCGGUUACAGUAGAUAGGAACUACAUGCUUGCUGUUGAUGCUGCAGAUAAGUUUGUGGAAGAUUAUAGGACAUCAUGUCAUCUUACUUUUCUAAUUAAAGACGGCAGCUUUCCUGUUGUAGCAGUUGUGAAUAGAAAAUGAAGUAAACGCUUCUAAUCUUGGGACAUAGGAUAUUUAUUGAGAUUGGUUGCACGGCUUUUCAGCUAAUGAUUUGGUUACAAGCUGGGUUUAGAAACCAAUAAGAAGCUACCUACUUGUUGCUAAUCUUGGUCUGAUGCCAUGGACCCGGCUCCUUCUUGCAAGGCGUAGAUGUGGUGUACUAUCUGGACUAGUACUUCAUUGACUCUUUGAACUAUGAUGUAAACAAAACUCUGUAGGCGUAAACCUGUUGCAGAAAGUUUUGAUAUUCAAGACCAGUCCUGGAGGAGUUACUCAUUGCUCUGCGUGCGUACAGAUAGUUCCAUUUGAUAUACGGAUUGAAGAUGACAUUCAAGGAAUGAACCCGAGAUGCAUAUAUCGGGAUUAGCCAGUUGGAUAAAGAAGUAAAAGCUUUUUGUCUAUUGGUAUCCAGAGGUUGGGUUGCUGCUUUUGUCUGUUCAUUUGCAGGAGACGGUAUAAGACUAUCAUUGUGUUUGUUCGUGCUUACAUAGUGCCAUGAUGUAGAAGUAAGAGUUGUUAUUUUUUUUGUGUGAUGAUAUUGUUGUCACGUACCCAACUUUUGAUGACAAAAUGUAAUAAACUAAUAAUCCUACCCAUCAAAGAUUUGGACCGAGUUAGAAGAAACUUCAAGCAAUAUCGAUUUAUUCAAUCUUUUGAUUUAUCA
Messenger RNA from Raphanus sativus (radish), 3266 nucleotides. Its product is annotated as putative pentatricopeptide repeat-containing protein At5g08310, mitochondrial. Gene Ontology annotation, molecular function: protein binding. Lineage: Eukaryota; Viridiplantae; Streptophyta; Magnoliopsida; Brassicales; Brassicaceae. The transcript is spliced from 2 exons. Bases 110 to 2584 code for a protein of 824 amino acids. The record is from RefSeq and is a predicted model, not a curated record.